This is a messenger RNA of Vicia villosa (hairy vetch), 1308 nucleotides long. RefSeq lists its product as uncharacterized. NCBI's taxonomy places the organism in Eukaryota, Viridiplantae, Streptophyta, Magnoliopsida, Fabales, Fabaceae. The coding region runs from base 1 to 1308 and encodes 435 amino acids. Gene Ontology annotation, molecular function: protein dimerization activity. The transcript has 3 exons. The record is from RefSeq and is a predicted model, not a curated record.
AUGGAUACUUCAGGUGAAAUUAAGAGUAAACACUAUAUAGCUGAUAUGAUGGCUGGAGUUAUACAAGAAGUAGGGGAAGAAAAUGUGAUCCAAGUUAUAACAGAUAAUGCUCCUGUAUGCAAAGCUGCAGGAAUGAUCAUUGAAAGUUCAUGUCCGAAAGUUUUUUGGACUCCUUAUAUUGUGCACACAUUAAAUCUUGCAUUGAAGAACAUAUGUGCUGCCAAAAAUACUGAAAGAAAUGAGGUAGUAUGGACUGAAUGUAAUUGGAUUACUCAGAUUGCUGAUGAUGUUUCUUUUGUUAGAAAUUUUAUCAUGAACCACUCUAUGAGAAAUGUCAUUUUUAAACAAUUCUCAUCUUUCAAAUUACUUGAUGUUUUUGACACACGUUUUGCAUCUGUCAUUGUAAUGUUAAGAAGAUUUAAAUUCUUGAAGCGUUCUUUGCAAUCAAUGGUUAUUAGUGAAGAAUGGAAUUCUUAUAGAGAGGAUGACAUGGAGCCUAUUUAUAAUAUGGUUAGAGUUUGUGAUACCGAUGAGUCCACACUUCAUUUGGUAUAUGAGAUGUGGGAUUCUAUGAUAGAGAAGGUGAAGGCAUCAAUAUAUAGGCAUGAAGGGAAAGAUUUAAAUGAUACAUCAAUAUCACCAUUUUAUAAUGUUGUUUAUUCGAUACUAAUUGAUAGGUGGUCUAAGAAUUGUACCCCUCUUCACUGUUUGGCUCACUAUCUAAAUCCAAGGUAUUAUAGUGAUGAAUGGCUUCGUGAGGAUCCAAAUAGAGUUUCUCCACACGAGGAUGAAGAGAUAUGUACACAAAGAAAUAAUUGUUUUCGAAAAUUGUUUACAACGGUUGAGGAAAGAAAAAAGGUUAAAAUUGAAUAUGCUAAUUUCUCAUCAAAAUCAAAUAGUUUUGAUUCUUUUUACUCUAUUGAAGAUAGAUGGGUAUUAGACCCCAAAUCUUGGCGGGUUAUGCAUGGUUCUCCCGCUCCUCUUUUUCAAAAGCUUGUCUUGAAGCUUCUUGUGCAACCUAGCUCGUCAUCUUGUUGUGAAAUAAAUUGGAGUACCUAUUCAUUCAUCCACUCUUUAAAAAGAAACAAAUUGAAUCCUAAAAGAGUUGAAGACUUGGUUUAUGUGCAUACAAAUUUGAGGUUGUUGGGUAGGAAAUGUGAAGAAUACAAAGAAGGGAGUACUAAGAUGUGGGACAUUGGUGGAGAUGCAUGGGAAAGUUUUGAUGGUGUUGGAACUCUUGAAGUUGCAUCAUUGUCUCUUGAUGAUGGCGAAGGAGGAGACGACAUUGAUACUAUACCAAUAUCUUAG